This is a messenger RNA of Emericellopsis cladophorae, 2256 nucleotides long. RefSeq names its product U2 snRNP-associated SURP motif-containing protein-like protein. Gene Ontology annotation, biological process: RNA processing. NCBI's taxonomy places the organism in Eukaryota, Fungi, Ascomycota, Sordariomycetes, Hypocreales, Bionectriaceae. The record is from RefSeq and is a predicted model, not a curated record. Gene Ontology annotation, cellular component: nucleus. The transcript has a single exon. Bases 1 to 2256 code for a protein of 751 amino acids. Gene Ontology annotation, molecular function: RNA binding.
AUGUCAUCCGAAAAGGACCUCAAAGAGUUUCCCGACGUCGCCGCCAAGCUCCAGAAACCGAGCAAGCAAUCCGCCUUUGACAAGCAGAAAGCUGACGCCGAAGCCAAACGACAACGCGAAGCUGCCGAGACCGAAGCGGUGUACAAAGACUUUAUCAAGUCAUUCAAUCGCGAUGAGGGAGACGAUCAUAACGUAUCUGGAGGCAGGGACAGGGACGCGCGCUCGUUUGGGGCGCUUCCAGGACGCGGUGGCGGUGGCGCGCCCAAGCGACAUUUCGGAGCCUCGGGCUUGAAGAGCGGGCCGGGCAGCCUGGGUCCUCCUCCAGGAGGAUUUGGCAAGAAGCUCUCAUUUCAGGACUUUGCGCGAGGCACGAGGAAGGCGUUCGCUGGUAGCGACGAGGAUGACGAGGACGAGAGGGCAGAGGAGAAGGCUAUUGCGCGACCGACGCUGCGCCUGACCAACCUACCACCGGGAACGUCGCCUUCCGUGAUAAAGGCGCUCGUACAGGGCCACCUCACGGUCGAGGAUGUGAAGAUCCAGUCAUCGAGCGGACACGGAAGCCUUGAACGGAAGAGCGCGGCCGCCAUCGUGACGUUGUCGCAAGAUACACCUGGAGUACAGAUUGAGGCCACCGUCAGCGCACUGCAGAAUCGCUACUUGGGAUAUGGCCAUUAUCUGUCCUUGCAUCGGCAUCUGUCAUCGGCAGUGGCCGGGGUUGCUGGCAGUGGUGCGACGGCUACCUCCAAUGCUGAUAGCCGACCGUUUGGUGCGAAGCACGUCGAGCAACCCGCGAGCGCGCACGACACGAGACCACAAGCUGGCUUCCAAAGGGGCUUUGCACCACCCACAAGCUACAACCAGCCAAUGGGUGGCGUCAGUCGAGCAGGGCUACUGCAUGUCCCUGUCAAGCCCCCAAACGACGUCCGGACGUUGCAGCUCAUCAACCUGGUGAUAGAGCGAGUGCUCGAACAUGGGCCGGAAUACGAGGCACUACUCAUGUCACGUCCCGAGGUUCAGAGAGAGGAGCGAUGGGCAUGGCUUUGGGAUGCGAGAAGUGCCGGUGGGGUAUGGUAUCGAUGGCGCUUAUGGGAGGUGAUCACGGAUGCCAAGAACGGGCGCUCUCAAGGUCGCUUUGUCCCCCUUUUUGAAGGAGGGCAUGCAUGGAAGACACCCGAGAGGCGACUGCCAUUCGAGUACACGACUCGGCUGGAUGAGUUUGUAUCAGACUCGGAUUACAGCUCUGAUGAUGAGGAAGACACGGACGGCGAAGGGAAGGAAGCAGAGCAGACAUUCCUGAACCCGCUGGAGAAGGCUAAGCUCACGCACCUCCUGGCGCGGCUACCCACCAGUCUCACAAGGCUUCGGAAAGGCGACAUUGCCCGGGUCGCAGCGUUCGCGCUCAUGCACGCCAGUCGUGGUUGCGACGAAGUGGUGGACAUGAUCGUCAGCAACAUUGAAAAGCCAUUCGCUCUGACCGCCGCGAAUCCACACCGUCCGGCCGACAACAGAGAGAAAGCCGACGAAACCGGGCCCGGCGAGGUCACAGACAACAGUGCUGCCAACCUCAUUGGCCUCUACGUUGUGAGCGACAUUCUAUCGGCCUCUUCUACGAGCGGCGUGCGCCACGCCUGGCGCUUCCGACAGCUCUUCGAGGCUGCCCUACGGGAUAGGAACGUCUUUGAGCGGCUGGGGUGCAUGGCAGAAAAGUACGGCUGGGGCCGUAUGCGCGCGGACAAGUGGCAGCGCAGUGUGAACCUGGUGUUGAAUCUCUGGGAAGGUGCUUGCAUGUUCCCUGUGGAAAGCCAGGAGAUGUUUGUCAAGACCUUUGCGAAGCCGCCGAGUCUACAAGUGGUGGAGGAAAAGAUGGAAGACGACGAGAUGGAGAAGAAGGGCAAGUGGAAGACCGUCCAGAUAUCGUCAGAGAACGCGCGAGUCACAGACGAUCAUGGCGCCAGAAGAUCGAUGCCGGCAGACGACGACAUCGCUGGCGAGCCUAUCGAAGACGAUGAUGUCGCGGGCGAGCCCAUGGACGAAGAUGACAUUGCGGGCGAACCUAUCGAUGAAGACGAUGUGGAAGGUGAGCCGAUUCUAGACGAAGAUGUCGAGGGCGAGCCAACAGGGGAGGACGAGGUGGUGGGUGGCCAUCAGCCGCCGCAGGAGCAGCCCACGGGUGAGAAGGGUGUCCGCAAGAAGCCCAGGAUGCGGGCAGUGGACAUGUUUGCCGACUCGGACGGGUCUGGAGGCGAAAAGCCCUGA